CCGCUCCGGCGCGGCCGCUAAUUGCGCAUGCGCAAUGAGAUGAAUGGCCGCAGCACCUGACGGCCCACCAGGAAGUGUGGCGGACAAAUCCUCGGCCGUUAAUCCCCGCUCGUUACGGUAACCGGAGGAGGCUCUGACAGUAGCAUGCACAGCGAGCCGGAGCGUUCAGUCUGACCGUCGGGACCGUUUCCGCUCCGGGCUCGGUCUGCGGGAAAUCUCGGAGCUGUCCGUCUCCUCCCCCCGCCUGUCGGGCUGCAGACCCCCGCUGCUGCUGAGCUGAAGCUCCGUGAAGCUCCGUGAAGCUCCGGGCACGUCCACCCUGACUGCAAUGGGAUGCUGCGGUAGCGCGGAGAGGACAAAGAGAGAAUGGAGACCGCUGGAGGACCGGAGCUGCACCGACCUGCCCUGGUUCCUGCUCUUCACCGUCUUCUGCGUCGGCAUGGGCAGCAUCUGCGGCUUCACCAUCGUCACCGGCGGCGCUGCUCGCCUCGUCUUCGGAUAUGACAGCUACGGAAACACCUGCGGCCAACGCAACGAACAGAUCGAAGGCGUCCGGCUGAGCGGCCUCGACCACAGCGACAGAAAGUUCGUCUUCUUCCUGGAUCCCUGUAACAUUGACAUCGUUCAGAGGAAAAUUAAGUCCAUGGCUCUGUGUGUGUCUCUGUGUCCCACUGAGGAGCUGAAGACCUACCAGGACCUGAAGAGGUUCGCCAUGUUCAACGGUUCUGAGCUGUGCUCCUAUGAGUUGGCAGGUCAUAAAUAUCCUGGUCUCCCUGAGAGGUUCACAAAAUGUCCCAAACUUCCAGUUCCUCCAAGCAAACCGCUACCGGUGUUUAACCGCUGCACACCGGUGGACAUCUCCUGCUACGCCCGGUUUGCGGAGGCUGUGGUGACGUUUGUGGGGGACAACAGCGUUCUGCACCGACUGAUCGCCGGCGUCGCCGCCAGUAAAGAGAUUAUCAUCGGCCUGUGUGUCCUCGCUCUAGUCCUCUCCAUGAUCCUCAUGGUGAUCAUCCGGUACAUCUCUGCUGUCCUUGUCUGGAUCCUCACCUCUCUGGUCGUCCUCGGAUCCCUUGCGGGGACCAGCGUCCUCUGGUGGCUCUACAUCGACCACCGGCUCUACGGGAACGACACCUCCACCAAAGUUACGAAGGAGGGGAAGGAGGAGGUGGAGGUCAGCCAGGACAGCAGCCAGGCGCUGCUGGUCUACGCCGUCGCUGCCACCGUCUUCACGAUCAUCCUGCUGCUGCUGAUGCUGUUCAUGAGGAAGCGAGUGGCUCUGACCAUCGCUCUGUUCCAUGUGGCCGGAAAAGUCUUCAUCCACUUGCCACUGCUCACCCUGCAGCCCUUCGUUACCUUCCUGGCUCUGCUGCUCUUCUGGAUCUACUGGAUCCUGGUGCUGCUGUUCCUGGGAACCACCGGGAACCCGGUCCAGAACGAGGAGACGGGCCUGACGGAGUUCCGGCUGACGGGUCCUCUGCAGUACCUGACCUGGUACCACGCUGUGGGUCUGGUCUGGAUCAGUGAGUUCAUCCUGGCCUGUCAGCAGAUGACGGUGGCUGGAGCCGUGGUCACUUAUUACUUCACCAGGGACAAAAACCGACUCCCGGUGACUCCAAUCCUGUCCUCGGUCUUGCGGCUGGUCCGGUACCACCUGGGCACCGUCGCUAAGGGAUCUUUCAUCAUCACACUGGUCAAGAUCCCCCGACUCGUGCUAAUGUACAUCCACAACCAGCUUAAAGGAAAGGAGAACGCGUGUGCUCGCUGUCUGCUGAAAACGUGUAUCUGCUGUCUGUGGUGUUUGGAGAAGUGCCUCAACUAUCUCAAUCAGAAUGCAUAUGCAGCCACAGCCAUCAACAGCACCAGUUUCUGCACGUCUGCACGUGACGCCUUCGUGAUCCUGGUGGAAAACGCUCUGCGUGUCGCCACAAUCAACGCCGUUGGAGACUUCGUGCUCUUCCUGGGGAAGAUCCUGAUCGUGACGUCUACAGCGUUCGCCGGCGUCCUCCUUCUGAACUACCAGCGGGACUACGCCGAGUGGCUGCUGCCGCUCAUCAUCGUGUGUCUCUUUUCCUUCCUGGUGGCUCACUGCUUCCUGUCCAUCUUUGAGAUCGUGGUGGACGUCCUCUUCCUCUGUUUCGCCAUCGACACCAAGUACAACGACGGCACUCCAGGGAAGGAGUUCUUCAUGGACAAAGCUCUAAUGGAGUUUGUGGAGAGCAGUCGGCGGUUGGAGCGUGCCGUGGAGCGUGGGCGGAGCCGGGUGAAGGAGGCGGUGUCGGAAGGGGCGGAGAUGAAGCCCAUGGCUCCGGGGACGAGUUCAGCUUGACCAAAAUCAGCCAAUGGGACUUCUUAAAAAAGAGACAUUCCAAAUGUUUAUUUUUACCAACGUGUAACAUGUUUACUAUGGUUUCACUCCAGGGAAAACAAUAUUUUAAUAAGAAACUGUAAAAACGUAACAAUGUAAUGAAGCACUUUAUAUUGAAGCGCUGCAGAUUUUAAACCGGCUGAUGCAUUUUUUCGUAGUGAUGUCCUUUUUUAUAAAACUCACUGAACUCAUCGCUCACUCUUUGGUUCCUAACACUUUCAGACACUUUUUUCUUUGUUGGUGAUGUUUCUGUUUUGGAGACGACCUGCCGCUCGCCGACACCACUCCUCACCUGGACCUCCAUGUUGGAUAGUUGUGUCAUCAAAGGGGCGGGGCCUGUGGACAGGUGGAACAGCAGCCAUAAAGCUCCAUCGUCAUGGAAAACUACCUGACUGUCACCGGGACACAAAUCUGAUUGGCUGUCGGAGGCUGAAGCUCAGUGUUUCCGUGUUUAGCGUGUCGUGAGAAGCGUCAGCUGACGACCGUGAGCCGCAAGGUGAAAGUCAUGUGACCAAGAACAGGGAAGUUCCCCCUGACCUCCACACGAUCAACGGAUUAUUUUUUAUCUAGAAUAACUUUCAUAUAUUUCAUACAGCCAAGCAAAGUUCUACCUUCAUACUGUGAAUAUUUCCAGAGUUCCAGAAGUCCAUAGAGGUGGGUCCUAAUUUUACACUUUUUAAUGGACUUUUCCAUCAUUUCUGAGCCUCAGAGCUUCAUCAGUCCAGCAGAUAGAACUAUGACAUUGAGGAGGAGAAACAUAUGAGUUCUGAUCAUAAACUGAAAUUAAUUAACUAAAAUCACCACAAAAACGGCCAAAAUUGCCACAAAAAGACACAAAAUCACCCUAAAUAGAGCCAAAACUACCUUGAAAGCUUCACAUAUGCCAGAAAAACGCCCAAAAUCACCACAAAAAGGACAAAAAUCACCACAAAACAGGUGGAAAUGUGACAAAAGAAAAUGUAGCACAAAAAAAUCAACCAAGGUUCCUUCCUGACCUCCUCAGAACAUCUGGUUCUUCAUGUCCAGUAACUUUAUUAAUGAUCAUACUAUGAAUAUUUCCAGAGUUCCAGGUCCUUGAAGUCCAUAGAGGAGGGUCCAGAUUUAUCACUUUAAUGGACUUUUUCAGAACUUCAUAGUCCAGCAGAUAGAACCAGGACAUUUAGGAGGAGAAACAUCUGAGUUCUGGUAGAAACUGGAACCAGAUCAGUUUAAAUCCAUCCAGGAGUCACAAUCUAAAGACUGAAUCUGUUUUUUUUAAAUCAUUUUUUCUGUAACCAACUUUGAGCAUCAAUAUUAUGGGAUGUAUCAUAAUUUGAGGGCCAUAAAAACCAGCAAUGAGACAGAAAAAGACCAGCAUAAGAACAGCGAGGUGAAAAAGAACAAAGACGAGACAAAGCGACUGCAAACCAACAAAACUGUCUGUCAGAGCUUAUGAAGGCUGUAAAACAUCAAUAGCUGAAUGAAGAGCCUCGUUUUUAUUCUACCUGUGGACAGUCAGAAAAUGUUAGACAUGAUUAUUCAGGAUUUUUACUUUAUUGUAGAAUAGAUGGUCAAAGAAAAGUUCUUUUUUUCUCAUGUGUUUUGUGCUCAGAAGACAUUUCUGAGUUGUCUCCUUUGUGGUUCUCUGGUUUCCAGAGAGCUGCAGGUAAAAACGAUCAUCAGUCACACUGAAGCUCAGAGCUUCCUUUUUACCUUCCAGCCGGAUUCCUUUUAUGUCAAAUCUACGUUUUUGUGCUGAACAAAAAACAGUUUUAAUUUUCAGAUUGUGACACUUGUAGUGGAUGUAAAACUGAUUCUGUGUGCUGAAGUUAAGCUAAAAAAAGAUGGACAGAGUCUUUAGAAAACCUGAAAUCUGCACCCUGUCCUGUGUACUUCCAGGGCUUGUAGUUCCUGAAUAUAUUCAUAGUAUGAAGGUAAAACUUUGCAUGGCUUCAGUGACUGUACGAAUGAAUAAGCUGAGUUCUGUUUGUCCGAUCCAUCAGACAACUUCAUUUCACAGAACUGCAAAUUCUCUUGAAAUGUGAGUAAAAGUUCAGCGUUCAUUCUGGCAGUCUGAGCUCCUCACCCUAUGUCUAAGGUCACAUAAAAAGAAAGGAAGUUUUCACACAGGCUAGAUGUGUCUCUGACCUCUGAUGCUUAAGUUUGUCAUAUUAUCAGUCAGUAUCACAAAAUCAGAGCACAACAACAAGACAAAAAAGUGGUAAACUGUCAACUGCUCUGCAUGAGUUUGAAAUUAUCGUCAUUUUGCAGAAUUACUUUAAUAGUAAAUAAUGUAGAAAACUUGUUUGGCCGUUCUCCUCAAAGUGAUAAAAACUGCCCAGAAGUACUCAGAGCUUGUUCAAAGAGACUCAGAGGUUUUUCAGAUGUCCUAAAAUGUUUUCAAAGUGACAAACAUGUCUAAAAUUAUCUGAGACCUUUCCAAAAAUGGAAAAAUACAAUAAAAAUAACAAAAUGAGUCCAAAUUGAUUAACACUUGUCCAAGAUCCCAAAGAAACACGUCUAAAAGGAUAGUACUGUCUAAAAUGAAUAAAACCUGCCCUAAAUUAUAAAAAUGACUCAAAAACUUGUUGAAACUCACUCAAAGAUUAAUAAAAAUAAUCCAAAAAUGAUCAAAAUUGACUCAAAAUUUGUUCAAUAUUCUUUCAUAUUUUUAAAAAAAGUUUAAUAUUUGUUUAAAAUGACUUGAAAUUUAUCCAGAAUAAUUCAAAAAUUGUCAAAAAUGAGAAGAUUUGUCCAAGACAGAAAAAAUCCAGCAGACUGGCUUCAAAUCGAUCUCCUCUACGUGACAGCAGCUCACUGUAGUCAGAGUGGAAGGUUCUGGAUGUAAACUGUGCUGCUGACAGAGACAAAAGGUUCAGAACCGUCUGUUAGAAGAUAUCUGCUGCCUUCGUCCAUUUGUCCUGCUCAUGACCUCCAUGUUCACAUUUUCCUUUUCCUAACACAGUUUGAAGCAAACACCAGAGAGCAGCUCCAGAAGCUCAGCACAUUCUGAGCAGCUUCUCUGUGUUUUGCCUUUUAAAUCUGCCUUUCAGCUGCUGCAACACAUCGGCUGUCCUUCGGUCACAUGACUCUCACCUGCUCACCUGGCAGUCGGUUGAGGCUCUUCGUUGGACGUCCAGCCACAGCGUUUCCGCAAACCGUCGCCUGGAUGGGAUCUCUAAGUCAACGUGUUGUUUCCAUUACAAUCCACAGAAGAAGAAGGUGGAGGGAUGUGUGGGCGGAGCCUGCAGAGGUCAGACAGUCAGCAAUAAAACAAACUGCAUCAUGUGAUUGCAUCAGAAACAACAAGUCUUCCUGCUUCUGUUUGUUCAUCGUCGUGUCAGACAGAAGGUCUGACCAACCAGCUGUCUGAGCUGUAAUGUUCUCUCAUGUCCAACGAGGCAACGCUUUGGCAACCUGAGCAACAAAUUCUGAAAGCUCAGAGAAAAGCCAGUAAGUCGACUGUUGAUUUGCUGAAUCACUUCAAAUCCUUCAUUAUCACUGAGUGAUGGAAGCAGUGCUUUUGCUGUCCUGGUCACCCAACAUGUUGCCUUGUUGCCCUGCAGGUUGAGCUGAAUGUGAGGCUGAAUCCAAGCGUCCUCCCUGCAGACCAACACACUGAACCAAAGCAUGCAGGGUUAGCUUAGUCAUCAGGACUGAACCAAAGGACUGAAACCAGAUGAGAUGUGAUCAGGAAGUUCAGACAUGAUUAACAUGAUCUCCUAAACUGAGUCCAAACAGAAGGGACAAAUGUGGAGUUAAACUGGUUGUCAUCAGCAUCCUGACAGCUGUGGUGGUUUGUUCUCCUUCAGACUGCUCAGGAUGUUCCAGGAGAAGUCCAGCUCACAUUACCAACCAGCUGAAUGCUGAGGAAAAGAAAAAAAAGAAAUCUGUUUUUCCAAAAUUUAAAAAAAGGAAAAAAAAUGGCAAAAUCUACCCGAAAUGAAAUAAAAUGUGUUUAAAUGACUAAACAUUUGUCUAAUGUGACUCAAAAUGAGUUAAUAAAAAAAGUCCAAAAUGACUUAAAACAUGUUCAAACUAAUUACAUUUCAUUUUUAAAAUGUGGCCAAAAUAACUUCAAACUUUUUCAGAAUUAUCUGAAAUAACAAAACCUUCAUCAAAACAAGUGUCAGGUCAAAAAAAAAGAGCUUCACAUCCUGUAGAUAUGGAACUAUUUCCAUUCUAAUUAGCUUCCAUCCUCUGAAAACCUGCUCACACCUCAGUCUGUCUUGGGAAGAAAUUUUAGUUUUUUUGAAUCUCAUUAGAGCAAACAAGUUGUUUUUGGUCAAUUUUUAAAUGAGACAUGCAGGAUGAAGUAAAUGUGAUGGAAUGAUUUGAAGCUCAGACUUUGUUCAGAUCUGAUCAUUCUUUCUGUUUUUACAGUUAUUCAGGUGAUCCUUUUCAAGAGCAUCAGAAAGUUCAAUCAGAGAGUUAACGCCGGCUGCUGCUUAACCGACCAACCAGUGAGCAGCAUCAGAACAUGGAGAUGAAGCUGUGGUGAACGGCUUCAGGCUUUCUUCUCAGUGUAAAGUCUGCAGGUUGGACGUUUGUUGGGUCCAGUCGGUUGAAAGAGCUCAGUUUGUUCUCACCUGCUCACGUGUUUCUGUCUUGAGUUGUAAUCGGUGCGGCUGAUUGGCUCUGACCGGCGGUUUUCAGGCUGCGACUGCUCCCAUCAUGCACCUCCUGUCUGCCAAACACCUCCUUCACUUUAAACACACUAGUUUCAGCCAUGAGGACAAACUGAAGAGCCUCUCCUCCAGAAACCAGACCUGAUGUGAGACUCAGGUUACUGAGGAAAAGUUCUCUUCCAGGAGUUCUCUCAUGUGCAGAAACCAGACCUCACUCUGAGAUUUAGCUUGGAAAUAUUAAGAGCAUGUGUGUUAAACAGCUGCGAUGGCAGAACUCGAUGCUCCGAGCAUGUUAACUAAUUGCACUAAAGAUGGAGUUCAUUCAACACUGACGUCAGUUUAAAGUAUCUGUAGAGUAUUUUAGAAGAACAGUGUUCGUAGCUCAGAUAUUAACACACACACAGACAUACAUUCAUGUUCAGACAUCCCCAAAAGACAAAACCUUCAGAGCAAUCAACGGAAAUAUUUAGUAUAGUGUGGAUUAUGUGACCGCUGUUGCCAGGCAGAUUAAUCUGCAGGAGCUGCACAGUUUCAUUCCAACAGCAGACAAACAGGACUCAAGUGGAUUGUGGUGACAGAUUCAAGCCGACGUUGCUGAUUACUGUCUUUAUUAUCUGGAUAAAAACAUCCCUCCAGUGCAGCCACACGUUACGUCCUCACAUCUUGUUUUGUAAAAAGAUUCAGUUCAUUGACAUAGAAAACCCAAAAGGUACAUUAAUAUGUGGAAAAAAGUAAGAACAGACAAUCUGAUGGGUCUGAAAUUUCCCUGAAAAUGCUUCCUGAAAAUACUUAAUUCUAAGAGGAGAAUGAACAAAUAUUUCUGAAUUAUCCACCUUUUAUUAGAACUUUUAUUCUUCACGUGUUGAACCGUGUGUCUGUCACAGUGUCAGCUACAGUUUGACAUUUAUUUUCCCCUGAAUACUUAAUAAAUAUCAGUCCAUUAUCUGCUUAUUUUAGGGCAGAAGGACUGUAAACGGAUGACAGACUUUACCUAACUGAUCUGAUUGGCCUCUUUCGUCAUUUUGAGUUGUUAACUCCAGCAGACUGUGAAUGUUAAACACAGAUCGCUUCACCAUAAUAACGCAGACACUGCAAGCAUUCAAAGUGUUAGAAAUUUGCUCUGGAUAGUGGCAUUUUUUAGAAUAUUAUUCUGUGUUUUUAAGGGAAGCUCUAAAACUGUAAUAGAGUUUUUCCUAAAGCAGGUGGGAAAAACAACAAAGCUUUGAAUACCCCUAGCUCAUACCACAUCGUUAUGCAGAUCAGAAGAGCUGUUCUCAUACGCUCUACAGCUGAACUAAAGUUACUGGAAGUGUGCCAAUAUAAUCAAACAAGGCUUCCAGCCAAAGUAAAAAAUAAAUAGUUGUCAUCUCAAAGUUGCAAACAAAAGAUUUCCAUGUUUUUAAAACUCUAAUCAAACCUUUGCCUUCACCUUACUGCCUGGCUCUCAUAUGGACGGGUAUUUUCAAGCGUGCAUUCCCAUUGGCUGAUAACUUAUUUAGUCACAGUUCAGUAUUUGCAUUCUGCUAUUUGUUGGCUUCUCUCCUGCUCUCUGUGCUCACCUAUUUCCAUGUCGAAGGAUCCUUGGAAAAACAUUCAGAAGCCACAAGCUUUCUUUCUUAUUUUUUCUCUCAUAGUUAGAAACCUCCUUCUGUCCUUUAAAACAUCACCAGCCAGUGGGAAUCCUACCUAGACUGAACGAACAGUGAACUUCAUGGCUCAGGGGAUGAGACCGUUCUACACAACAAAGCUAAACAACGCUGUGCAGAAUGGUCUGCAGCCUCAUCAUCAUUCCUCCGUAGGAAAAACAUUCUUUGUAUUUCUUUAAUGCAGUCAGAAUCUUGUUGGGCGGAGCUGAGAAACAGACAUGACUCAACGGUGUUCCUUCAGAAUAGUGAUGGGGGAACUGCUUUGGUUGAACAUUUGCAGCAGGGAGGCGAGAACGGUCAUUAAAAUGCAUAAUUCACCACUGAGCCUGUUUUCCUGCAGGAUCCAAACCCAUGUUAAUGUUCAGGAACAGUCAGGAACACAGAUGAUGUUCCAUGAUAAAAAGGAGGAAUGUUCUCAAGGCCUCACAUGUAUUUCUGUUAUGUGAUGUAUUAACAACGGUGGAACAUUCUCCCUGUAACGUUUUAGGGACACUGUUGUGGGAUUAUAGAAUCUAUUCAACGUUCCCACAGUGUUACAUGAUAACAAAGAAAAGAUGGUUCUCAGUGAAACAUUCAAAGAUAAGACAAUGGUGUGACAACACCAAACGUCUUCAGUUACUCCACUUUUAAUAAAAACAUUCUGAGAACUAAAAUGAAACUUCCUCCAAAAAUUAAAACUUAGAAAAUUAGUGGCAGAACUUUCUCAGAACCUUUUCUGAAACAAAAAAACUAACUAGCUUCUAUGUGGAUUUCUGAUAAACUUCAUUGUAAUGUCCCAUUCUUUGUCCCGCCCAAAGCGACUGCUUGGUUUAAUGAAAUAAAAACACACCGGAGCUUUUUUUUCCUCCUGUAGCAGAAUGACUGGUGCAGCAGACCAUUCUAUAUGAGCCCACUGUUUAGAACUGAAAGACACCAACCAGUCCAGACUGUUGGAAUGAAACGUUUCAGCUCUUCUGCCGCCUACUGACCAAUAAUCUGCUUUAUUCACCCGCUCCAACCAAUCAGCCCCCAGAGGAGAAGCACUGCAUGGAUAUGUGGGGUCGACAGGUGAGCUGGAGUUAGGGAUGCUCCAAUCAGAGUGCUCCUUGUUGAUCCAGUGUGAUCACAUGAUCUCACUUACCUGGUGAAGGUGUGUGGAGGAGGUGGCAUCAGCAGGAAAGUCUGAACACAUCCAGACACUUUGCAGAUGUUUGUAUCUGUUUUGUGAGUGUGACUUGAAGCAGUCCUUUCCGUUUUUAAAAACAGCACAGUGAACCACUAGUUUCAGUCAUUUAGCAGCUCAUUUUCUGUAUGUUGUUAUUUUUAAAACAGUAAGGAUUUAGAAAAGGUUCGGGUUCUUUCCUGUUUCAAGUUGAUUCCAGUGCUUCGGUUUUAUAAAAUACUGCUUUUAAAAUGAAUCACUGGUUUAUUGUCAUGUAGUCAGUAAGGUCUUAGGAUCUGAUGACAAACCAAACAGUCAUUUCCUGCAGCAGACAUUAAAUUAUUCUGAAUUUGAUGACAAAACAAAGGAUUAGGGCGUCAUAAAAUGUUUUUUACUGUUAUAUUGAUGCGUCUGAGAGCUGAUGCUGACAGAACCAGACGGGUGUUGGAUGGCAUAGAUCACAGUAAGCCAGAAGCGUUGCAGUAUCGACGUCUGAUCUGUGCUGCUGGCAGCAUGGAGGCGUAAAAGUUCACCUGUGAUUCAGCUGCAUUGGCUGUUGAAUUGAAGUCAGAAAACCUUUGGUUAUUUCUGAGGAGUGUCGUACACUGUGGAUGGACAAAGCACAGGAUUUCUGGAGAAUUUAGGACUUCAGUGUGUUUGGGCUGUGUCCAUCGAAAACAUGUACAAAUCUGCAGCGACUACUUCAAUUACUGUCAAGGAUUAAUGACUGCAUGUGAACCUUCAUGAACACAUCAGAGGGCAAGAUUUACACAGAAAGCAAGAACUGGGCUUCACACUGGCCUUUCCCAGAUAGCAAACUAUGGGUGAAUCAAUGUUGAAUCUAUGUUGAGACCUAACGUAGAAAUUAUACAGAAAGCGCAAGGUUGAUAAAAUGUUGAGUCAACGUUUGCUUACAUAGAUUACAUGUUUGCAAACAUAGAUUCAACAUUAAUUAAACAUUGACCUGUCAAACAUUUUAAUUAAACCAAAAUACAACGUAGAUUCAAUGGUAUCUUUUAAACACAAACUUCAAUGUUGACAAAAUGUUGUUGAAUCAACGUUGAUCCAACCAUCAGUCUUCAACCGUAACCACAAUUCAACCUUCUUAACCCUAAUUCAACAUUGAUUUAACAUCUUUUGCUAUCUGGGUAAAGUGUGAUUUAUGGUUGAAAAGCAAACGUUGAUUCAACAUUUUAUCAACCUUGCGCUUUCUGUAUAAUUUCGACGUUAGGUCUCAACAUAGAUUCAACAUUGAUUCACCCAUAGUUUGCUAUCUGGGAAAGGCCUUUUGUGAAUAGGAAUUUAUUUACAUAAAGUUGCCCAUGCUCUCUGUCAAUAUUCAUUCAGCCAUUAGUAUGAACAAAAUACUGUGGACAUGUUUCUCUAUGCUGAUAAAGUCAUUUUAACCAUUACCAUUCAGAUACAUUGUCCUGAUGGUCAUUAUCCACCACAGAAGUCUUUGUCAUGGUGCCCGCUGAUAGCUCAGCCGUGGACAUGGACGUCCACAGAGGGCUCUAUGGAAAUCUGUGACAUGUGACAGAAAGCAUGCAUUGGUCUAACUAUGACGUUUGUCAGACUGUGGGUAGAAGCCGUUGACACAUCUUUCUCUUUCUGCUAUCUACGUGUUGCUGUUUUCAAACAGUGACGAUGGAGAGCUUUGCUGAGGGUUUGGAUUGGCAGUAAAACAGCCCUGCUAGUGUUUUUUCAGUGAAUUAUCCAUUUAAAUGACACUUCUCACCUCCCUGCUGCAAAUGUUCCAUCAAAACAAAUCCCCUUGUUGGUGUUAAGAGUGGACAUUAUUCAUCUUUCCUGUUCUUAGACAGCCAAGAUUAUUGCAAAAAACUCAGAUUUUUUUCAGUGAAAUGAGACAGAAGUGUAGUCAGCCCAUUCUGCACAGCACUGUUCCAGCCUGGUGUAGAAUGGUCUGACUAUGUGACACUAGAAAGUCCAUUAAUUGUUCCUCCGUGCUCUAGGUUUGUUCAGGGAUGUGACCCCAUUGGCUGAUGUGAUUUUAAGUGACUGUUAUGUUUGGUGCCAGAUGGAGUUUGCUCACUGUGGGAAAAAAUAAGAAAGAUGUCCCGUGGAUUCUAACUUUAUCUCUGAGUGAUCCAAACUGGAGCCACAUCUGGUUCAUAGCCCCAUACGAGGUGAUUGUAAGCGGUCUGACGAAAUGCUCAUGUGCUUUUUGGACUAGCAGAAUGACAGCCAUGUGCAGCACACCAUUUUACACAACACUUUUGCUUCUCUGCUUCACUUUUUCUGAUGUGACAUGUUUCCAUUGGAGCGUCCCUAAUUCUGCAUUUACUAGCUGCCUUUCUAACUCUAGUAGUAGAUUUUAAACAAGGCAACCUAAGGACUGUUGUGCGGCUCCCUCGGCCCCAAUCACAGCAGAUGAAGGGCCCACCUUGUAGAUUAGCUGAUCCAGAACAAGUUGCAUGUCCACGUUUUCCAGCUGCGUCGUCUUCGUGCGGUGUGAAUAAUCUGCCGUUAGAUUCACAGGACUAAAAACUCUGUCUCCUUCAGACAGGACUCUUAAAUGUGUCUCGACGAAGGACGGCUGCGUAGCAAAAAGAACAAGUUCAGAUUUUAGGCCAACACAUGAGUUUAACUGUCAGGUGUGACACUAGUGUUUAGGUUUUCUCUGCAGUAAGAAGUUGUUUGUAACCUUGAAGAACUGUUUCUUUGGCUCUGGGUUGGUUUUCUUUUUAUAUUUAUCAUUUCUUAUGAAUGUUUGUUUUUUAAGAAAAAUAAUAAAAUAGAACAUUUUAA
Molecule: messenger RNA, 12531 nt
Organism: Acanthochromis polyacanthus (spiny chromis)
Lineage: Eukaryota; Metazoa; Chordata; Actinopteri; Pomacentridae
Gene: slc44a1b
Product: solute carrier family 44 member 1b
Exons: 16
Coding region: 329-2329 (666 amino acids)
Biological process (GO): transmembrane transport
Cellular component (GO): membrane
Molecular function (GO): transmembrane transporter activity
Source: RefSeq, a predicted model, not a curated record